Molecule: messenger RNA, 6017 nt
Organism: Zea mays
Lineage: Eukaryota; Viridiplantae; Streptophyta; Magnoliopsida; Poales; Poaceae
Exons: 3
Coding region: 4343-4816 (157 amino acids)
Source: RefSeq, a predicted model, not a curated record
UUAAGAGAUCAUACAAUAUAACUAUUUUUCUUAAAAUAAUUACAUGUGUGCUACAUAUUCAAAAGCAAUUGCUUACGUAGAAUAAGAAAUGAAUGAAUAAAAACAUAUAUAUAUAUAAUGAAUAUUGCAUCAUGCUGGAUUCCAAUUGUGUAUUUUGUUUGAGAUAGAAAAUUCAAACUCAAAUUCAAAAUAGAAUUCAAUUGGAAAUGAAAAACAGAAAUAAAUAAAAGAAGCCUCUACUUGGCACCUUGGGCUGUAUUCUCCCCGCGCUGGCCCAUCUACGCUCCCUUUUCCUCGCGCUGGCCCAUUGCCGUGCCAGCCCAAUAGCACAACACUGUGGGCGCCCUGUGUCUCUACCACGUGGGCCCGGGACGCCAGUUCCUUCUUCCGCUCGAGCUCCGUAACAGACGUCGCUACUUCGUCGCUGGGACUUGGGGAGCAAUUCCACGAACCGCGCUCGGUCUUCUCCCUCAACGGAACGCGACUUCUUCGCCGCGCGCGCUGGAAUCCCUGGCCAUAUAUCCUGGACGCACGACCUCCUCUCCUUCUGCCCAUCCAUGGCGCUCGGCACCCAGUGCCCCUGCUCCUCUUCCUGGCAGCCGGGUGGAGCUCCCCCCCAUGGGCGAGCCUCCAACCUUCCCUUUGAGCUCCCACAAACCCAAGUACAGGGUGCCCCCGCGAGCUCCAUGGCCGCGCGUGCCAGGCCUUCGCCAUCUAUGGAGCUCGGCGUUGCCCCCUUCGCCGCGCGCUGCUCAUCCUCUCCACCGCUCGGAGAUCCGCCCGAUGCCUCACCAGAGCGUGUGGAUGUCGCGGCGUCCACCAAUUCGGGGGUCAUGGCGUCGUAUCUGGGGCGAUUUCUUGCCGGUGAUGAAGCUCCGCUGCGGACCACAAAUCCUCCGUGGGCGGGCCUCUGCACGUCGUUUCCGCCGCACGAGGACACGUGUCAUCUGAAGAGCAAGUUGGUACCUGGAAUCUCAAGACCCAGGCAAGUUGUGCCCUUGAUCACUUCUUUUUACCCACUCAUGUUCUAAUUAAUCAUAAUGAUCUGCAUAGGUUAAUUUGAUGGGACCCAAUAGGUUACCCUAGUUUGUCUAUCUUUAUACCUUGUUUAUCACUGAACUUUUUGGGUAGUACUUGCUAGUGCUUUAUGUGGUUUUGGGUAUGAAGAUACAUUAUUCAUGAUCACACUUUUAUUAUCUGUUUAUUAUCACUGUUCAUGAUAAGAUCAUUAUGUUAAUUGGAACAUGGAGAACCACCCGGGAAAACAGUGCUACCACAAGGGUUUAAUGGGACGCCCUUGGCCGAUUAAUUAGGAAAGCUAGUGGAAGACUACCUUACCCGAAAGGGGCAAGGGCAGUAGGGGAGUGGUCAGUGUAGGGAGGCCCUCGGGAGGAUUUUGCUGUGAUGGCGGUCCUGCAAGGGAUUCCUGGGAAGGCCCUCGGGAGGAUUUUGCUGUGAUGGCGGUCCUGCAAGGGAUUCCUAGGGAGGCCCUCGGGAGGAUUUUGCUGUGAUGGCGGUCCUGCAAGGGAUUCCUGCAUUGGAGCUUCCUAUAAACUGUAGCGGGUUUUCUGAAGCUAGUGGAACUUUGUAAAGGCCUCGUAGUGUUACCCUGCCUCGCCUCCUCGGUAGAGGUGUAUGGGAAGUCGCGAUCCCUUGGCAGAUGGGUAACAUGACUUGUGGGUAAAGAUGCGCAACCUCUGCAGAGUGUAAAACUGGUAUACUAGCCGUGCUCACGGUCAUGAGCGGCUCGGACACUCACAUGAUUAAUCUAUGGAACUUAAAUUCAAUUUGUCAUAUGCAUUGCAUCGCAGGUGAUGAUGUUACUUCUGUUCUACUAUUUAAUUGGGUUGGUAUUUACUUAUACUUAGUUAUGGCUAAUAAAAUUUUGACCAACUUUAAAAGCAAUGCUCAGCUUCAGCCAUCCUCUUUGGUAAGCCUUACACUUCACGUGAGCUCCCACCUUUGGCGAGUUCAUGCACAUUAUUCCCCACAACUUGUUGAGCGAUGAACGUAUGUGAGCUCACUCUUGCUGUCUCACACCCCCCCCCCCCCACAGGUCAAGAACAGGUACCGCAGGAUGAGGCGCUUGAAGGAUGCUGCGUUGAGUUCGUGAGUGGUCUAGGUCGUCGUCUCCCAGUCAACUUUGGGUUGCUGGACCGUUGUCUCCUUAUAAUGUAAUUAUUUAUUUUGUAUAGAACUCCUGUUAUAUAUAAAGAUGUGACAUUCGAUCCUGUGCCACUUUACAUCAUAUGUGUGAGACUUGGUCCCAGCAUACCUGGUGUUUAUGUUAGCGCCCGGGUUUUGGACCCCUAAAAUCCGGGUGUUACAGAAGUGGUAUCAGAGGAAUGUUGACUGUAGGACGAAACCUAGAUAGAACUGGACAACCAUUAUCUACUUACCUUUGCUACUCUGAUUCUUUUCUAAACUUAUCUUAAUCUUUUCUCAUCUAUUUCCGCUUUACUCUGAUUAAUCUUACCUUUUCUUUCUAAAGACAAAUGUGGAUUUCACACUUUGAAAUCCUGUGCCUAAAGUGACUUUAGGAAUAUGAGACCUACUCUUAGGAACAAAAACAAAAUUAUUUUUGUAGAUAUCUAUACGUUUGAAUGUUUGUUCUUAUGAUAACUGUUUGAUUUGGUUCUUUGAUUGAAUGUGAUGAGUUGUGGAGUAAUGUCCACAAUUCCAUCUGCAUAUACAUAAAGACAUAAGAAAUCAUAAUAUCACUAGAUAAACUAAGAAUAUCCUCCAUUAAAAUAUAUCUAGCUUCAUAAUAUCCUUCUUAUCUUAAAAGAUAUUUUCUUACCUUAAUAGAUUUAUCUCAUCCUAAAAGAAACUAUCUUAUCUUAUCUUAUCCUAACCACUUUGCUUAUCUCACCUCGGAGUAACAAUCAUGAUCCAAUCCAAAUUAAUUAGAUCUUAUCUAGUUCAAGCUAGUCACACCAAUCUAACCUAGAUCCGAUCUAAUCUAAAGUGGCUUAUCAAACAUGUUAGAUAAUACUGAUGAAAUAGAUUAGACUCUACUCUAAUAGAACAUGUCUUAACUUAGUUCACCCUGCACUAAAAUUAAGAACGACAGACCGACUUGGCCUUAUGCAACUACCUUAACCAUCCGAUAGUUGCAUAACCCCUCAAUUUUAACCUAGCAAGGGAUUCUAACCUACCUACACCACAUAAUCCAUCCUACUCACAUAUAUAGUCACCAUAUGUCCUUAACUCGGAUGGCAACUCCAACAAGAAAGGCCAAAGAAUACCAACCACGACAAAGAAGGAUAAGCAUCAACCCAAGACUUCAAAGAUCAAGUUGAAUCGCCAGCGGAAUCAAGAUCCACAGUUCAGGAUGAAGUCUUUCCUUAUUAUACUCUUCCUUGCCACAACCUAUACUUGCCAUAAUCGUACCUCAUCUGACAUAAUAGAUGGCUAUACACACACACACAUAUAUAUAUAUAUAUAUAUCUAUAUUUUCCAAAUCAUCUACUAGCGAGUAUAAAAAAAAAACUUGAAACAAAACUUUUGAUUCCUAAACCAAACUGGUUGCAUCCCUUUUCUACAAAUCUCGAGGACGAGAUUAUUUUUAAGGGGGGUAGGAUUUGUAACACCCUAAAUCUCAUUUUGAGAAUAUAGUAAAAAAAAAUCAAAGAUCUUGAACUAGAAUAAUUUUUUUUUCUCUUCUUUAAGAAUUCCCAUAACAUGUGAAGUCAAAUCUCCUUAUAAAAGUUCUAUCAAAAAAAAUACGUUUAUAUACAUUAGACUUUAUUAAAGACUAUAAGUGUUAAUGUGAGAACAUUUUUUUAAGAGAUCAUACAAUAUAACUAUUUUUCUUAAAAUAAUUACAUGUGUGCUACAUAUUCAAAAGCAAUUGCUUACGUAGAAUAAGAAAUGAAUGAAUAAAAACAUAUAUAUAUAUAAUGAAUAUUGCAUCAUGCUGGAUUCCAAUUGUGUAUUUUGUUUGAGAUAGAAAAUUCAAACUCAAAUUCAAAAUAGAAUUCAAUUGGAAAUGAAAAACAGAAAUAAAUAAAAGAAGCCUCUACUUGGCACCUUGGGCUGUAUUCUCCCCGCGCUGGCCCAUCUACGCUCCCUUUUCCUCGCGCUGGCCCAUUGCCGUGCCAGCCCAAUAGCACAACACUGUGGGCGCCCUGUGUCUCUACCACGUGGGCCCGGGACGCCAGUUCCUUCUUCCGCUCGAGCUCCGUAACAGACGUCGCUACUUCGUCGCUGGGACUUGGGGAGCAAUUCCACGAACCGCGCUCGGUCUUCUCCCUCAACGGAACGCGACUUCUUCGCCGCGCGCGCUGGAAUCCCUGGCCAUAUAUCCUGGACGCACGACCUCCUCUCCUUCUGCCCAUCCAUGGCGCUCGGCACCCAGUGCCCCUGCUCCUCUUCCUGGCAGCCGGGUGGAGCUCCCCCCCAUGGGCGAGCCUCCAACCUUCCCUUUGAGCUCCCACAAACCCAAGUACAGGGUGCCCCCGCGAGCUCCAUGGCCGCGCGUGCCAGGCCUUCGCCAUCUAUGGAGCUCGGCGUUGCCCCCUUCGCCGCGCGCUGCUCAUCCUCUCCACCGCUCGGAGAUCCGCCCGAUGCCUCACCAGAGCGUGUGGAUGUCGCGGCGUCCACCAAUUCGGGGGUCAUGGCGUCGUAUCUGGGGCGAUUUCUUGCCGGUGAUGAAGCUCCGCUGCGGACCACAAAUCCUCCGUGGGCGGGCCUCUGCACGUCGUUUCCGCCGCACGAGGACACGUGUCAUCUGAAGAGCAAGUUGGUACCUGGAAUCUCAAGACCCAGGCAAGUUGUGCCCUUGAUCACUUCUUUUUACCCACUCAUGUUCUAAUUAAUCAUAAUGAUCUGCAUAGGUUAAUUUGAUGGGACCCAAUAGGUUACCCUAGUUUGUCUAUCUUUAUACCUUGUUUAUCACUGAACUUUUUGGGUAGUACUUGCUAGUGCUUUAUGUGGUUUUGGGUAUGAAGAUACAUUAUUCAUGAUCACACUUUUAUUAUCUGUUUAUUAUCACUGUUCAUGAUAAGAUCAUUAUGUUAAUUGGAACAUGGAGAACCACCCGGGAAAACAGUGCUACCACAAGGGUUUAAUGGGACGCCCUUGGCCGAUUAAUUAGGAAAGCUAGUGGAAGACUACCUUACCCGAAAGGGGCAAGGGCAGUAGGGGAGUGGUCAGUGUAGGGAGGCCCUCGGGAGGAUUUUGCUGUGAUGGCGGUCCUGCAAGGGAUUCCUGGGAAGGCCCUCGGGAGGAUUUUGCUGUGAUGGCGGUCCUGCAAGGGAUUCCUAGGGAGGCCCUCGGGAGGAUUUUGCUGUGAUGGCGGUCCUGCAAGGGAUUCCUGCAUUGGAGCUUCCUAUAAACUGUAGCGGGUUUUCUGAAGCUAGUGGAACUUUGUAAAGGCCUCGUAGUGUUACCCUGCCUCGCCUCCUCGGUAGAGGUGUAUGGGAAGUCGCGAUCCCUUGGCAGAUGGGUAACAUGACUUGUGGGUAAAGAUGCGCAACCUCUGCAGAGUGUAAAACUGGUAUACUAGCCGUGCUCACGGUCAUGAGCGGCUCGGACACUCACAUGAUUAAUCUAUGGAACUUAAAUUCAAUUUGUCAUAUGCAUUGCAUCGCAGGUGAUGAUGUUACUUCUGUUCUACUAUUUAAUUGGGUUGGUAUUUACUUAUACUUAGUUAUGGCUAAUAAAAUUUUGACCAACUUUAAAAGCAAUGCUCAGCUUCAGCCAUCCUCUUUGGUAAGCCUUACACUUCACGUGAGCUCCCACCUUUGGCGAGUUCAUGCACAUUAUUCCCCACAACUUGUUGAGCGAUGAACGUAUGUGAGCUCACUCUUGCUGUCUCACACCCCCCCCCCACAGGUCAAGAACAGGUACCGCAGGAUGAGGCGCUUGAAGGAUGCUGCGUUGAGUUCGUGAGUGGUCUAGGUCGUCGUCUCCCAGUCAACUUUGGGUUGCUGGACCGUUGUCUCCUUAUAAUGUAAUUAUUUAUUUUGUAUAGAACUCCUGUUAUAUAUAAAGAUGUGACAUUCGAUCCUGUG